UUCACUUUUGCACGUUCGCACUAGUGUGCAAUAUAUUUCUAACACCAUAUCUGAAGAGGAUUAGCGGAAAAGACCUCAGAAACUUCCUUACUCUGGAAAUAAUGGCGGAUACGAUCUCCAGUGUUGUUGAUUUAAAUGUGGGCGGGGCCCACUUCACCACCACACUUUCCACGCUCACCAAAUACCCCGACAGAAUGUUGGCAGCCAUGUUUAGCGUACGUCACGUGAUCAACAAAGACAAAGAUGGCCGAUAUGUUAUCCACUGUGACGGCACAAUAUUUAAACAUAUCCUGGAGUUUCCUCGCUUCGGAACGCUCCCAUCUGGAGAAGUGGCUGUGGCCGUGCACAGGUAUUCGGAAUACUUUGGUCUUCAUGAGUUAUCGAAGAUUUUGUGUGAUAAUCAACAGGUCAAACUUGUCCUCCAUGUCAGGGACAUGCAACAACAUCUUUCUGAAUAUGUCAAACUAGUUCGAAGUGUUGUUGACAAUUUAAAUACCAAAGCACUGCAUAAGGAUACUACAGCGUUUAUUGUUAUUAAACAACAUCGACCAAAAAUGUAUCAUUAUGAUUGUUUUACAUAUUCUCGUGAUGUUUUACCGAAAUUCACGUUCCGAAAAAGGACUUUUGAAGUUUAUAUUUCAAAUACCUUUCUAGACUUCGAGUAUUUUGAAAACAUUCAGUUGGAUGCUAUAUUCUUCCUAACAGCAAACCACUUGCAAUCCCUAAGUUAUGGUUGUAAUGUUCUGUAUAGCAACGGUACGUAUAACGAUGAUAUCAGUUGCUUCUUGAUCUGCAAGGACCAUGUCCUCUCACUCAUCGAUACCUUCAUCAUGCAUACCAAAUUUAGGACGGAACCACAGUAAAAAGAUCGUCACAGUCGAAUAAUGAACUAGUUUGCAUUGCACACUUUACUCACGACGAGAUGGGCUGUCAAAACAUACUUAAAUCAUUACAAGAUGAUGUGUCAUUGCAAACUUUAAUCUUGACAAGAUUUUGUGUAAUUGCAAACCUUACUUAUGACAUGAUGUUUUGCCAUUGCAUACUUUACUCAAAACAUGAUGUUGUGUCAUUUCUUAUGACCAUUUAUUUUGUCGUUGCACACUCAUGCCAAGAUGUUGUGUGCUUGCAUACAUACUCAUGACAAGUUGUUACGUAAUUGCAUACUUUACGAAUUACAUGGUGUUGUGUCAUUACAAAUUGACUUAUGACAAGAUGUUGAGUCAUUUCAUUCUUUUUUUUAUGACAAGAUGAUUUUUCAUUACAAUUUGACUCAUAAUAAAAUGGUGUGUCAUUGAAAACAUAAUAUGUUCUGAUGAAAUUUUCUUUCUUUAUCAACCUAUUUAUUAGCUACAUGCUAUAGAUUGUUUAUUACUCAAUAAACUUACAUACGUUUGUGCACAGCGUCUCAACUAAGGCAGGUGUUUCCGUACCAUAUAGAAUACGCAUGCAUAUAAAUAUUUCAGAUACCAUUUAAUUUCCUUUUAGCUACAAAAUACACUCUGCAUAAUU
This is a messenger RNA of Dreissena polymorpha, 1509 nucleotides long. Its product is annotated as BTB/POZ domain-containing protein KCTD18-like. Lineage: Eukaryota; Metazoa; Mollusca; Bivalvia; Myida; Dreissenidae. The record is from RefSeq and is a predicted model, not a curated record. The transcript is spliced from 2 exons. Bases 102 to 863 code for a protein of 253 amino acids. Gene Ontology annotation, biological process: protein homooligomerization.